UCGUGCACCCGCUUGUCUAGAUCUGUUCCUUCCUUUGAGAUCGGACUGCAGCUUUCGCUACUGCAACCCUGUCUAGAAUAUUCCCAAGGUAUCAUUAUAUCUGUACUCAAUUUUUUGGAGUUUCAGUUAGGCCCACCUGAACCGGAAAUCUUGCAAUCGGAGGUUGGAUUGGUCUCGUGACUUUGGUUUUACUGUGGCUCUUGAUCGUGGCACGAGUGAUUUUCUAGCUUAACAGAGGUGGAUUGCUAUCAUUACUUCCACACCGCAGACACCAUGCCUUCCCCUGCGCGAGGACGAGGAACGAGGCAUAGGGGAUCCGAAGAAGAGUUUGUUCUCUUUCUACAGGGGAUUCCAGCCCACUGUCGUUGGCAAGAGCUCAAGGACAUGGUCCGUCAGACUGCGCUGCACAUCAGACAAGCAGUCGUAUACGAUGACCAACAUGGAUUUCCCACGGGUCUGGGGCAGAUCAUCGUGAAGAACGAAGACGAAGCCUGGCGGACUUAUCACCGGCUAUCCACCACCGGAUGGGAAGGGCAAAGUUUGGUCGUCACCUUGGCUCGCACCAGCUCCCCAACUCGCCCGAUCGCUGGCCCAACCAAAAGCCCGCGCUGCGUGAUUCCGCCCAGCUACGUUGCAGGGCACACCACUCCUCCGAGAAUCGCGCAGAAUCUGGCUGUCCCUGCGUCUCCCAUGUCUCCAGAAAGGCCUGUUAUGUCCGGAAGCCCAACCUUUCAGCCAUCCGAAUAUGGCCCGGUUCUCAACCCCAUGGGCUUCGCUCAUCCACCCUUUAUGCCCCUUUUCGCCGAUGCUCUGUCGCAAUCCAUGGCAGGGAUGCCGCCGUCUCCGGCUAUGCGGCAUUCUUUCUGCGACCCCGUCACCUUCACCGUCUUCCCUCCGUACCACAUAACCCCCAUGCUGCACCCGCAAGGCCUUCCCGAGAACCAAAUUCGCUUCGGUGGGGGGCAUAGCAACCACAUCGGUGCUCCACCCGUGCUCCCUCCCAAAGUCAUGUACCCAGCCUACCCAGUUCCGCCUAUCUACCAAGGCCGACCUCCCACCGCCACAUCGGGGCCUCCUGGCCGCUAUCCUGGAGGUGGGGGCCGCCGGACGAUUUUCAUUCAGAACAUCAGCGCGACGACGGACACCGAGGAUCUGGGAGACUUCCUCCGCGAGGCAGGGACAAUCGACCAGUGCGAGAUGCCGACUGACGCCGACUCCGGCCGCUGCAAGGGUUUUGCGCGAGUGACGUUCCGACACGGCGAGGAGGCCAAGCGCGCCGUGGCUCUAUUCAACAACGGGUUCCUAAAGGGCGCCAAAAUCCGCGUCAAGAUGGACCGCAGUCUCCAUCUGGCGCACAGUUUCUCCCACGGCUCCACGAGGUCAGACUGCAGCAACGCCAGCAGUGCCAGCAACAGCAGCAACAGCAGCACUGUGAGUAGCAGUACCGUCCACACUAACAGUCCCUCAACUACCGAAACGGCCAUCCCCGCGCAGGACGUCAUUGUCCCUCAGGACGUGGCACAAGAUCACAACGAGAGACCACGCAGCGUCCCGACCCCGCAAAAGUCCACUACCGAUCGAUGCCAACCGUUAGUGAUCAACGGGUCAGGGGUGGGACAGAGGACAGUGGUGACUUGAUUCGAAUUGACCUCUUUUAUUGAUAUAGUGCAUCAGUAGCCGUUUCUUUUUCUGUUUCUCCCCUAUU
This is a messenger RNA of Aspergillus candidus, 1705 nucleotides long. Its product is annotated as RNA-binding protein. The transcript has 5 exons. Gene Ontology annotation, cellular component: ribonucleoprotein complex; nucleus; cytoplasm. NCBI's taxonomy places the organism in Eukaryota, Fungi, Ascomycota, Eurotiomycetes, Eurotiales, Aspergillaceae. The record is from RefSeq and is a predicted model, not a curated record. Bases 274 to 1638 code for a protein of 454 amino acids. Gene Ontology annotation, molecular function: mRNA binding.